AUGUGUGAUCACGGGGAUCACGAGUGUUCGCACACGACGACGGCGGCCUCGGUGCAUCAGACGCUGGAUGAGCUGGACUUUGAGCGGGGGAUCUGGGCCGCUGCUCGGGACGGCGAGGCGGGGAGGGUCCGCAGCCUGCUGGACAGAGGCACGGCGGCCAACGCGCAGGACUCGUCCGGUUACACGGCACUGCACUAUGCAUCCAGAAAUGGUCACCUGGAGGUGUGUGACCUUCUGCUCCAGAGGGGGGCAAACCCUAACAGCCAGACCCGGUCGGGGGGAGUAACUCCACUUCACAGAGCAGCCUACUGUGGGCAUGAAGCUGUUGUCAAGUUGUUGCUAAAGAAAAGAGCAGACCCAUCCCUGUGUGAUGAGGAUGGGAAAAAUGCACUUCACAAGUCUGCAGAGAGGGGCCAUGUCCAAGUCUCAAGACUCUUACUACAAGCUGCCCCUGACACCAGAAAUGUUCAAGACAAGAGGGGGAAAACACCUAUCAACUAUGUACCCAGGGACUGUCAGGAGAUGCUCAGCUUGUUGUCCUGACAAUGGUCUUCUGGGCCUCUCACAAGUCAUCUACUAUUUAUUUAAUGAACAGAUCUAGAGACGAGUACAAGUGUCCAACUCCAAGCAGAUGUUGGGAGGCUAAAUCAUAACGUUUUCUUAGCUGCCCGAUUCUGUCAUCAUCAUGUCUUAAAAAAUGUUCAGGACUGACUACAGGUAAAUCUAACUUGGCUAUGCUGCAAUCAAAAAAGGAACUGUCACUCACACUUUCAAUGUA
Messenger RNA from Branchiostoma belcheri (Belcher's lancelet), 778 nucleotides. Its product is annotated as ankyrin repeat domain-containing protein 39-like. Gene Ontology annotation, molecular function: protein binding. The record is from RefSeq and is a predicted model, not a curated record. NCBI's taxonomy places the organism in Eukaryota, Metazoa, Chordata, Leptocardii, Amphioxiformes, Branchiostomatidae. Bases 1 to 543 code for a protein of 180 amino acids. The transcript is spliced from 3 exons.